CUUGCGCCGGGGGUGGCCCAGAAGGUUCAUAAGGGCUGUCGGUGGCUGGGUCCGCUUAGUAUCGGGCGGACGUCCUCCUCGGCGCAACCCACCCGCUUUUCCACCCGCUCCGAAUCGAAACUCACGCACGAUCCCGGCCACGUGUUCGUCGCAUACGGCAAAUGAGCGAGGGCUAAAUGAAAAUUAAUUGACAAGACCUCCGCCCGUACACUUUUUAGAAUGACAAAAGGGAAGCCAGUUAGGAGAAUUCGUGUUAGCUCAAGGAGAUAGAAACAGAAAUAAAUAACGAAAUGAUUUAAAAUGAAGAUGCCCUUCAGAGUUCUUCUAAUCCAGACAGUCCUCAGCGUUACAGGAGUGUUGGGGCUCACUUGGGAGUCGUGGUGGACCUACGAUGGAAUAUCUGGGCCAGAUUUCUGGGGGCUUAUCAACCCAGAUUGGAGUAUGUGUACAAAAGGGCGGCGGCAAUCCCCGGUCAAUCUUGAGCCAAAUAAGCUUCUAUUCGACCCAAACCUCCGGGCCCUCCACAUGGACAAGCACCGAGUGAACGGCCUGCUGACGAACACGGGGCACAGCGUCCUGUUUAGAGUAGACAACACGACGAGACAGCACGUCAACUUCACAGGCGGACCCCUUUCCUACAAAUACCAACUACACCACAUCCACGUCCACUACGGAAUGGACGACGAGACGGGAUCGGAACACACGAUCAACGGGCACACGUUCCCAGCAGAGAUCCAAAUAUUCGGAUUCAAUUCGCAACUGUAUUCGAAUUUUUCUGAAGCGGUCCACAAAGCGCAGGGGAUCGUCGCCAUAUCCGUACUCCUCCAGUUGGGGGAUUUGUCUAAUCCAGAGCUUAGGAUACUAACAGACAAUCUGGAUAAAAUCCGCUAUGCUGGUGUAGGCGAAGAGGUAGAAGUGCGUCGGCUGUCAGUUAUGGGCCUGCUACCCGACACAGAGUACUACAUGACGUACGACGGCAGUACGACGAUGCCACCGUGCCACGAGACGCUGACGUGGGUCAUACUAAACAAACCAAUUUACAUCACCAAGCAGCAGCUGCAUGGCCUAAGGCGGUUGAUGAUGGGUGAUGGUGAAGACCCGAUGGCACCUUUAGGCAACAACUAUCGGCCACCGCAGCCGUUGCACCACCGGCCUCUGAGAACCAACAUCGAUUUUAACGUUAAGCAGGCAGGAGAGAAGCAGUGCCCCAGCAUGUACAAAGAAGUAUACUACAAAGCUAACAGUUGGAAGCUGCAUUAACGCUUAUGCAAAUAUAAAUUCCUAGGAACAUAUGAGUAUUAAGACUCUGCGAUAACCGCAGUUGGCCUGGAUUCAAAACUGUCAUUGUAAAUAUUAUAUACACAUAUGAAUAUAUAUAUUUAUUUAUUUAUAACCGACAAAGAGAUGUACUGUUUUAAAUUAUGUGUCGAGGCAAAUCGAUUUGCUAUGUAGAUGAGAUUAUAAAAAGAAUUGAAAAUUUAUACAAGAAGAGGUUUCAUGCCUGUUCUUAUAUAAAAAAAUCGCUUAUCGUAGAUAUUAAAAAAUUGUAUUGUCUAUAGUACGUUUGUAUGUAUUAAAAUGAUAAAAAAAAUAAAAGGGUUUUAAUAGAUUUUAGGAUGGUUAUCUUAGCGAGGCUUGUAAAAUGAUACAUAUCAAGUAGUCAAUGUGUAUAUAAAAUAUAUAAAUAUAGGCUUAAGAUUUUAAUUAUACAAUAUAAUGAAAAAGAAUGAACGAUGUUGGGAGUAACUGUUAUGCAUAACAGCCUUAAAAUUUGUACGAGAAAAAAAACCUAUAACCGAUAAGUGAUGACUUAUAUAAAUAAACUGUCUCCACUAUGAAAAGAACAGAAAUAAAUAUAAAAAAGGCGCUCUUUCCAGAUAGCUAUGAAUCGAUCUACGUCAAUCAUUUUUUUCUUUAGUUCAUUUUCUGUUAGUGAUUGUAUUUGAAUAUGUGAUUGGUGUUCCUGGCCAAUUUAUAUUUUGUACAAGAAGUGUGCUUGGUUGGGUAAAAUAAACAAAGA
Messenger RNA from Cimex lectularius (bed bug), 2020 nucleotides. RefSeq names its product carbonic anhydrase-related protein 10-like. The record is from RefSeq and is a predicted model, not a curated record. The transcript has 11 exons. Lineage: Eukaryota; Metazoa; Arthropoda; Insecta; Hemiptera; Cimicidae. Gene Ontology annotation, molecular function: zinc ion binding; carbonate dehydratase activity. Bases 301 to 1260 code for a protein of 319 amino acids.